Anopheles funestus (African malaria mosquito) is the source of this 943-nucleotide messenger RNA. RefSeq names its product ribosomal RNA-processing protein 7 homolog A. The record is from RefSeq and is a predicted model, not a curated record. Gene Ontology annotation, cellular component: UTP-C complex; CURI complex. The transcript is spliced from 2 exons. Gene Ontology annotation, biological process: ribosomal small subunit assembly; rRNA processing. Bases 110 to 880 code for a protein of 256 amino acids. Lineage: Eukaryota; Metazoa; Arthropoda; Insecta; Diptera; Culicidae. Gene Ontology annotation, molecular function: RNA binding.
AAUUUCCCUUGACAACUUACAACGCCGGUUUGUUUACAUCUGCCAAACGCACAUGGGCAAAAUUGAAAGUGCUUGUUGUUAAAAAUCCAAAACAAAACCUUCCCAUACCAUGUCUGAUGCAGCCGACUUUAUAGCGCUUGUUCUUAAAUAUGAGCAAUCCGACACCCACAGUCAUCAGAUAUUCGUGAAGGAAAAUGCAUCCAACGCCACAUGUAAACAGAAACCUGCAGGUCGCACAUUGUACGUCCUCAACGUGCCACCGUACGCAACGGAAGAAGCGCUACAGCAGGCAUUCUCAUCUGCAGGAGAAAUAGAACGUGUCGUGCUGCAGGAAAAACCCUCCAACAAAGAGUCCGCACCGAUUGAAAUCAUGGACAAAGAUGCAUUCUGCUUCAAAGUGGCUUAUGUGGUGUUUGCCAAGCCAAGUUCUUUGAAAAAACUUCUUCGAAAGAGAGAAAUCAACCCGCUGCACACCGAAGAAAAGCCGUUGCUUACCGGUUUACAAAAGUGGACUACAGCGCAUCAAAAACGCACUCCAGACCCGGUCGUAUUGCAGCGGGAAAUUGAUGAGUACAUGGAAUCGUACGAUAAGAAAGUAGAGGAGGCGAAGGCAAAAGAAAGCAGUAACACAGCCGAUGAGGAUGGUUGGGUGACGGUAUCGAAGAAAAACGCGGGCGUAUUUGCGCAGAAACAAAUGGUCGUUCAGAAGCUGGAGAAAAAGCUCGACAAUGACCGGACGACAAAGGAGUUGAAGAAUUUCUACACCUUCCAGAUACGGGAAUCGAAACGGGAUGACAUUAUCAGCUUACGGAAAAAGUACGACCGGGAUUUGAAGAAGAUGGAACAGAUCAAGAAAGCGAAACGAUUCAAACCUUAUUGAGCAGGGCUUUGAAUGGUGUUUUAAACGGAAAAUAAAACACCUCUUUUCGUUUGAUUCAUUCCA